ACAGUUUGGCGCGAGCGCGUACGUUCUGCUUUCCGGCAGUGUGGCACCGCUGGAUGAAGAUGAGGAGGAAGAUGUCUGAACCUCACGGCGAGGCGGGAAACGAGAUGCCGAAUAAAAAACAGAAACUGAGCAGCGACGAGAACAGCAACCCAGACCUGUCUGGAGACGAUAAUGAUGAUGCGGUCAGUGUGGAGAGCGGCACACACCCCGAGCGUCCCGACACUCCCACCAACACGGCGAGCGCUCCGGGCAGGAAGAGCUGGGGGAAGGGGAAGUGGAAGUCCAAGAAGUGCAAAUACUCCUUCAAGUGUGUGAACAGCCUGAAGGAGGAUCACGGGCAGCCGCUGUUUGGAGUUCAGUUCAACUGGCACAGCAAAGAAGGAGAUCCACUGGUGUUCGCCACUGUGGGCAGCAACAGAGUCACGCUGUACGAGUGUCAUUCUCAGGGAGAGAUCCGGCUGCUGCAGUCGUAUGUGGACGCUGAUGCUGAUGAGAACUUCUACACGUGCGCGUGGACGUUCGACUGCAGCUCCAGUCACCCCCUGCUGGCCGUCGCCGGCUCCCGCGGCAUCAUCCGCAUCAUCAACCACAUCACCAUGCAGUGUGUGAAGCAUUACGUCGGGCAUGGGAACGCCAUCAACGAGCUGAAGUUUCACCCCAGAGACCCCAACCUGCUGCUGUCGGUCAGCAAAGAUCAUGCUCUGCGUCUGUGGAACAUCCAGACAGACACGCUGGUGGCCAUCUUUGGCGGAGUGGAAGGCCAUCGGGACGAGGUGUUAAGCGCAGACUUUGACCUGCUGGGGGAGAAGAUCAUGUCGUGUGGGAUGGAUCACUCGCUGAAGCUGUGGCGGCUGGACUCCGAGCGCCUGCAGAGGGCCAUACGCGGAUCCUACGAGUACAACCCUAGCAAGACCAACCGGCCUUUCGUGUCCCAGAAGAUCCACUUCCCGGAUUUCUCCACGCGGGACAUUCACAGGAACUACGUGGACUGCGUGCGCUGGCUCGGAGACCUGAUCCUGUCCAAGUCGUGUGAGAAUGCCAUCGUGUGCUGGAAGCCGGGCCGGAUGGAGGACGACAUCGACCGCAUCAAACCCAACGAGAGCAACGUGACCAUCCUGGGCCGCUUCGACUACAGCCAGUGCGACAUCUGGUACAUGCGCUUCUCCAUGGACUUCUGGCAGAAGAUGCUGGCUCUGGGGAAUCAGGUGGGGAAGCUGUACGUCUGGGAUCUGGAGGUGGAGGAUCCUCAUAAAGCAAAGUGCACCACCCUGACGCUGCCGCGCUGCACCUCCGCCAUCCGGCAGACCAGCUUCAGCCGCGACAGCAGCAUCCUGAUUGCAGUGUGUGAUGAUGCCUCCAUCUGGCGCUGGGACCGACUGCGAUGAUGAUGACGACGACGAUGAUGAUGAUGAUGAAGAUGCUUCACUCUGCUUUUGUCUUUAAUAAAGUAUAUUUUUAUAGCCUGA
Molecule: messenger RNA, 1466 nt
Organism: Danio aesculapii
Lineage: Eukaryota; Metazoa; Chordata; Actinopteri; Cypriniformes; Danionidae
Gene: eed
Product: embryonic ectoderm development
Exons: 12
Coding region: 54-1385 (443 amino acids)
Biological process (GO): negative regulation of transcription by RNA polymerase II
Cellular component (GO): ESC/E(Z) complex
Molecular function (GO): protein binding; nucleosome binding
Source: RefSeq, a predicted model, not a curated record